Psilocybe cubensis is the source of this 1881-nucleotide messenger RNA. RefSeq lists its product as uncharacterized. Bases 1 to 1881 code for a protein of 626 amino acids. Gene Ontology annotation, molecular function: structural constituent of nuclear pore. Gene Ontology annotation, biological process: nuclear pore organization; NLS-bearing protein import into nucleus; protein localization to nuclear inner membrane. The transcript is spliced from 3 exons. Lineage: Eukaryota; Fungi; Basidiomycota; Agaricomycetes; Agaricales; Agrocybaceae. The record is from RefSeq and is a predicted model, not a curated record. Gene Ontology annotation, cellular component: nuclear pore central transport channel; nuclear pore.
AUGUCGAUCUUCGGAAACUUUGGAAACACCAAUACCAACACGAGCGGUAACGUGUUCGGCGCCCAGAACACGAACCAGCCAGCAGCAGGCUCGUCUUUGUUUGGAUCUACCAACUCAGCGGCCAAUCCAACGUCAUCACCGUUCGGUGCCACGAAUACGAACACUGCUUCACCAGCAGCGGGAAAUAUUUUUGGCGCCUUUGGAACGCCAGCAUCCAAUACGACAAACCAGCCAGCAUCUGGCAAUUCGUUGUUCGGGAACAACACCACCAAUACGAACACCGGUAGCUCGCUGUUCGGGAAUGCUGCUAACAACACGAAUGCGAACGCGACGGGGAAUGCAGGAACAACGACGGGAUCGUCGAUAUUUGGAGGAGGUGGAACCACGGGCACCAGUAAUUUGUUUGGGAAUAACACAACAACUGCCAACCCUUUGUUUGGGGGUGCUACAAACACAGCUACGAAUACAGGAACGGGGACAGCAGGAACAACGGGCGGGAGUAUCUUUGGAGGAGGUAACACGACGAAUACUGGUGGUGGACUCUUUGGAUCGACAACGAACAACACAACAAACACUGGUGGUGGACUCUUUGGAUCGACAGCGAACAACACUCAACAACAACAAACUGCAAAUACUGGCACCGGUCUCUUUGGCGGCGCAACGAAUAGUCAGCCGCAAACCGGAAACACGGCUGGAACAGGUCUUUUUGGAAAUACCCAAAACACUGGAAGCAGUAUCUUUGGAGCUAAGCCCGCGACAGGUCUUUUUGGCUCGACCACAACAACACCCACGACGAACACGAACACUGGUUCAAUUUUCGGAGGUGGUUUGUUCGGAGGACAGCAGCAGCAGCAGCAAAACCAACAGCAGCAGCCACAACAACAGCCACAGCAGUCAUCUCUCUUCGGCUCCUCUACCCUGUUUGGCGGAAACAAAAGCACUCUGGGAACGAGCGCACUCGGCGCCCCAGCUCAACAAAAUGUCUUUGGCACCUCUACUCUAACUACUCCGUCCAAUAUGCAGGAUGCCCAGAAUCAAUUUUCACAGCUUGCGCAAAAAAUUGAAAGGAUUAUAAAUGCUUGGAACCAAGAGUCGAAGGAUUGCGAAUUCCAGCACAACUUCUAUAAUCUGGUGGAUCCCAAGCAAGUAAACUUAUAUGGACGCCCAGCAAAUGCCACCAACGACGCGAUGUGGGAAAAGGCCGUUCGUGAAAACCCUGAUCCUUCAUGUCUUGUUCCUGUCAUUGCAAUUGGUUUUGACGAUUUGAGAGUUCGUGUUGAUGCCCAGACUGCGCAAUCCGCCAACCAUCUACAAAAUUUGAAGGACCUGCAAACCCGGCUGGCGGCUUUGCGCACCCAACACGCUGUCUCAAACGCGUCUCGGCUUCUCCGUGCGGCUAGUACACAGACCCAAGUAAUCCAACGGCUGAUGCGCUUCAUUCAACACCUCCACCUCCUGAUCCCUACGAUUCGCUCCAGUGCUUUGAGACCAGAAGAAGAAGCUCUGCGAGGUAAACUGGAAGAACUCGAAGAGGAGAUGCGCAGAGGAAGGGUCAAGGGUCGACUCAACGAGCUUUGGGCAUUGAUCGGCUCUGUCAGCGCAAGCAUCGAGCGAUCCUCUGCAUCAGGAACUUUGCCUACAGAUAACUGGGCUGUGGUGGACGAGGAUGGACUUGCCCAGAUUGCGCAGAUUCUUACAGAGCAGCAGGCGGGUCUGCAGCACCUAACGAAGAUCCUGCAGAAAAGCCAACGAGACCUCAACGUUAUUAUGGGGAAUAGCUCCAAGAAUACGGCUGAAAGCACGAAUGACGAAACUGGUGCUGGUCUGGGGGAGAGCAUAUGGGGUUCAACGAGUAUGCUGAGAGCUAGUGCUUUGCGUUGA